This is a messenger RNA of Papaver somniferum (opium poppy), 3346 nucleotides long. Its product is annotated as phosphoenolpyruvate carboxylase 2-like. Gene Ontology annotation, molecular function: phosphoenolpyruvate carboxylase activity. NCBI's taxonomy places the organism in Eukaryota, Viridiplantae, Streptophyta, Magnoliopsida, Ranunculales, Papaveraceae. Gene Ontology annotation, cellular component: chloroplast; cytosol; apoplast. The transcript has 10 exons. Gene Ontology annotation, biological process: tricarboxylic acid cycle; carbon fixation; leaf development. Bases 161 to 3070 code for a protein of 969 amino acids. The record is from RefSeq and is a predicted model, not a curated record.
UAGCUUCUGGAUCACAUCGCUCUUUUCAUAAAACUUCCCUCAUCCUCUUCUUCUUUCCGAUUCAAAGACACAAAGAUCAUAAUUAAGAAAAACAGGGUUCAUAAUCCAAAAUCCUAAUCCAAUCUCUCUAGUGAGUGUUGUUACAGAGAGAUUGUGAAGUAUGGCUAGGAGUCUGGAGAAAAUGGCAUCAAUUGAUGCCCAGUUGAGAUUGUUAGCACCUGGAAAAGUAUCUGAAGAUGAUAAACUUAUUGAAUACGAUGCAUUACUUUUAGAUCGGUUCAUGGAUGUUCUUCAGGAUUUGCAUGGCGAUGAUAUCAGAGAAACUGUUAUGGAGUGUUAUGAGUUAUCAGCCGAGUACGAGGGAAACCGAGAUCCUAAAAAGCUUGAAGAGCUUGGUAAUGUGUUAACAAGUUUGGAUCCUGGGGAUUCUAUUGUUAUUGCUAAAUCAUUCUCUCACAUGCUUAACUUGGCCAAUUUGGCUGAGGAGGUUCAGAUUGCUUACCGGAGACGGAACAAGCUCAAGAAGGGAGUUUUCGCUGAUGAGAACUCUGCAACUACUGAAUCUGACUUUGAAGAGACUAUCAAGAGACUUGUAGUUGAUCUCAAAAAGUCUCCUGAAGAGGUUUUUGAUGCUUUGAAGAAUCAGACCAUAGAUCUCGUCUUUACUGCUCAUCCUACUCAGUCCGUCCGAAGAUCAUUGCUUCAGAAGCAUGGAAGAAUUCGAAAUUGUUUGGCCCAGUUGUACGCUAAGGACAUCACUCCUGAUGACAAGCAAGAGCUUGAUGAAGCUCUUCAGAGAGAGAUUCAAGCUGCAUUUCGCACAGACGAAAUCCGAAGAACUCCACCAACUCCACAAGAUGAGAUGAGAGCUGGGAUGAGCUACUUCCAUGAGACUAUCUGGAAGGGAGUCCCCAAAUUUCUACGAAGAAUCGAUACAGCUUUGAAGAAUAUUGGAAUAAAUGAGCGUGUUCCUUACAAUGCCCCUCUAAUUCAGUUUUCUUCCUGGAUGGGUGGAGACCGUGAUGGAAAUCCAAGGGUUACCCCAGAGGUUACUAGAGAUGUAUGCUUACUGGCUAGAUUGAUGGCUGCAAACUUGUACUACUCUCAGAUAGAGGAGCUUAUGUUUGAGUUGUCCAUGUGGCGUUGUACUGAUGAACUUCGUUCACGAGCAGAGGAACUUCACAGGAACUCAAGGAGAGAUGCAAAACACUACAUUGAAUUCUGGAAACAAGUUCCUCCAACUGAACCUUAUCGUGUUGUUCUUGGAGAUGUGAGGGAUAAGCUAUAUCAGACACGUGAGCGUUCUCGCCAUUUAUUGACAAAUACAAUCUCUGACAUUCCUGAGGAAGCAACUUACACUAACAUCGAACAGUUCUUGGAGCCUCUUGAGCUUUGUUACAGAUCCCUUUGCGCUUGUGGAGAUAGACCAGUGGCUGAUGGAAGCCUUCUCGAUUUCUUGCGUCAGGUUUCUACCUUUGGUCUAUCCCUUGUUAGAGUGGACAUAAGGCAAGAAUCAGAUAGGCACACUGAUGUUCUUGAUGCCAUCACGAAUCAUCUAGGUAUUGGAUCUUACCGUGACUGGUCCGAGGAACGCCGACAAGAAUGGCUAUUAUCGGAGCUCAGUGGCAAGCGCCCCCUAUUCGGUCCUGAUCUUCCUCAAUCUGAAGAAGUUGCCGAUGUUUUGAACACUUUCCAUGUCCUUGCAGAACUUCCUGCAGAUAACUUUGGUGCCUAUGUUAUCUCAAUGGCAACUUCACCGUCUGAUGUUCUUGCCGUCGAACUCCUUCAACGUGAAUGCCAUGUGAAGCAACCAUUGAGGGUUGUGCCAUUGUUUGAGAAGCUUGCAGAUUUAGAGUCUGCUCCAGCUGCUUUGGCCCGUCUUUUCUCAAUUGACUGGUACAGGAACAGAAUUGAUGGUAAACAAGAAGUUAUGAUUGGUUACUCAGAUUCCGGAAAGGAUGCUGGCCGUUUCUCUGCAGCUUGGCAAUUAUAUAAGGCUCAAGAAGACCUUAUAAAGGUUGCCAAAGAAUAUGGAAUUAAGUUAACAAUGUUCCACGGUCGUGGUGGGACUGUUGGAAGAGGUGGUGGGCCCACCCAUCUUGCUAUUUUGUCACAACCACCAGAAACAGUCCAUGGUUCACUUCGUGUUACGGUUCAGGGAGAAGUCAUUGAACAGUCAUUUGGGGAAGAGCAUUUGUGUUUCAGAACACUUCAGCGUUUCACAGCUGCUACACUUGAGCAUGGGAUGAAACCUCCUAUCUCUCCAAAGCCCGAAUGGAGAACUCUUAUGGACGAGAUGGCUGUUGUUGCAACAGAAGAAUACCGUUCCAUCGUUUUCCAGGAACCUCGAUUUGUUGAAUACUUCCGUCGCGCAACUCCAGAGUUGGAGUACGGUCGGAUGAACAUUGGUAGUCGCCCAUCCAAGCGAAAGCCGAGUGGAGGUAUUGAAUCACUCCGUGCAAUCCCAUGGAUCUUUGCAUGGACCCAGACAAGGUUCCAUCUUCCAGUGUGGCUAGGUUUUGGGGCAGCAUUCAAACAUAUUAUUCAGAAAGAUGUGAGGAAUCUUAAUAUGCUACAAGAGAUGUACAAUGAGUGGCCUUUCUUCAGAGUCACCAUCGAUUUGGUAGAAAUGGUGUUCGCUAAGGGAGACCCAGGUAUUGCUGCUUUGUAUGACAAGCUUUUAGUGUCAGAAGAUCUUUGGUCUUUCGGAGAAAAAUUAAGAAACAACUACGAAGAAACCAAGAGUCUUCUCCUGCAGAUUGCCAACCACAAGGAUCUUCUUGAAGGGGACCCACACUUGAAGCAGAGACUAAGACUUCGUGAUUCAUACAUCACAGCCCUAAAUGUAUGUCAAGCCUACACACUGAAGCGAAUCAGAGACCCAAGCUUCCAUGUGAAAUUGAGGCCUCAUCUUUCUAAGGAGAUUAUGUUGAAGGAUAUAUUGGAGUCCAACAAGCCUGCGGCGGAGCUGGUGCAGCUGAACCCGGCAAGUGACUACGCUCCUGGUCUUGAAGACACCCUCAUCCUGACCAUGAAAGGUUUAGCUGCAGGAAUGCAGAACACUGGUUAGAAAGGGUUACUUCGUAGUUUUCUUGAUAAGUUAUAUCCAGGCGAUAUAAUCUUAUACAGUUGCAUUGUUGUAGGAUAUGUUUUCUGCUUAUUUAUGUUCCGAAUGUGGAAUAACUUGAACUAUAUUUGCACUGGAACUUUGUUUCCAGAUUUACGCUUAGUUUUUAUCAUCUCAAUGCCGUAAGUUGGAAAAACUACGAGCAGUUUCAAAUGUUUUUCAUAAAGAAUGAAUGGAAGUGAUUCAUCUGUGUUAUUGCGAGUACAUUUGGAUUUUCUA